Molecule: messenger RNA, 471 nt
Organism: Lathyrus sativus (Indian pea)
Lineage: Eukaryota; Viridiplantae; Streptophyta; Magnoliopsida; Fabales; Fabaceae
Source: the annotation of a GenBank genome assembly
AUGGCACCUUUAGUUGAAUCAUUAGAGCAACUUGGUUACAUAGAUGGUGAAAAUCUGUUUGGAGCUCCUUAUGAUUUUCGAUAUGGUUUAGCAAUGGCGGGUCAUCCAUCUCGAGUAGGUUCGAAAUUAAACGAGUUAAAGAGUUUGGUAGAAGAAGCAAGCAAUUCCAAUGGAGGAAAACCGGUGAUACUUGUUUCACAUAUCUUAGGAGGUUUGUAUGUUCUCGAACUCCUUAAUCAAAACCCGACUUCUUGGCGAAAAAAGUUUGUUAAACAUUUUAUAGCACUUUUUGCUCCAUGGUGUGGAACUGUUGAUGAAAUGAGUAAUUUGUGGCUUUUGCCUAAUCCUAAGAUGUUUGAUGUUGAAAAACCAUUAGUUACUACUUUGAAUAGAAGCUAUUCAGCUCAUGAUAUGGUUGAUUUUCUCAAAGAUAUUGGUUAUCCUAAAAGAGUUUACCCUUAUGAAACUUGA